AAUUUCAGGGUUUACAAGGAGAGAAAUUUCAUCUUGUCGGCGAAAUCUCAAAGUGGUUUUAAGGUUUUGCCCAAAUGUCUCAGAGACUUCAUGUUUGCAAAAAAUGUGGAAAAAAGUUUGCAACUUUAAAAGGUGUAUAUGGUCACCAGAGGAUUCAUUCUGGUAAUUACAAUAGAAUCGAAGAUGAUAAUGGUUUGCAAAAGAUUUGGGGUCUUAAGAAGUCUAGGGUUUGCUCUGUUUCAGCUUCUGAUCGAUUUAAAGGAUCUUCUUUUAUGACUGAGAUUGAGAAACAUGAGGUGAUUGAAGCUGCAAUGAACUUGGUUAUGUUGUCUCGACGAGUUUAUGACUUUGCUUCUAUCAGAAAUUUGCCUCUGGGUGAUGAUUUCAUGGAUUUAGAGCUUAAACCUAGUCCUUUGAGAAGUAAAUUGCCGAAAAAAACUCAGUCCAGCUAUAAAUGUCGUAUAUGUGACAAGAGUUUUGUGUGUUCUCAAGCUCUUGGUAGCCACCAGAGACUUCACAGAUCGAUGAAAGGGCAUUUAGUGCGUAAAAGGGAGUACUUUGAAGAUAAUAGUUCACUGUUAGACUCAUCAGAAGCUAAGAUGAUCGUUUCACAACCAUCAAGCGUUGAAGUCUCUCAGGAGAAGAUCUUACAUUGUGCUGAGUCCAAACUAGAUGACUUCAGCGAACAGCUUGCUCACUCGGAUUUCGACAAGUCUAGUAGUUGCAGUAAAACCAGGUUCAGUGCAUUACAUUCUCCUAUGAGAAGUAAAUCUCACUUCAGCUAUAGAUUCAAAAUAUGUGGCAAAAGUUUUGGGUGUUCUCAAGCUCUAGGUGGUCACCAAACACUUCACAGAUCGAUUAGAGGACAAUUAACGAGUAAAAAGGAGUAUACUGAAGAUGAGAAUUUGCUGUCUGACUCAUUAGAAGCUAAGAACAUUGUUACACAACCAUCAAGCUUUGAAGUCUCUGAAGAGAAGAAGAGCUUACAAUGUGUUGAGCCGAAACUAGAGUUCCACGAACUGCUUGCUCACUCGGGUUUUGACAAGUCUAGUACUUUCAGUAAAACCAGGUUUACUGCAUUACCUUCUGCUCCAGACGCUAAGAAGAGUGUUUCACAACCAUCAAGCUUUGAAGCCUCCGUGGACGAAAAUAUCUUACAUCGUGUUGAGCAGAAACUAGAGUUCAGCAAACAACUUCCUCACUCGUGGUUCGACAAGUCUAGUAGUUGCAGUAAAACCAACAGUUGGCAACACCCGCCGGCACCGGCGAUGCAGCCACCGGAAAUGAAUCAGUCGACGGCGGUUGAUGCGUAUUACGCUUCAUAUUGUGCUUACUACGCCAAUCCAGACCCUAAUUUUAACUCUGAUCUCCAAACACAUGAAUCAUUAGCUAUUGCAGUUCCACCACCGCCUGGUGUUGUGGAUACGACGCCGUAUUACACUUUGGAUACAAAUGCUCAGAACUUAGCUUGGCAAGAGUCUGUUCGUAUGUAUAGCACCGACCCUCUUUCGAUUACAGGGCCUGAUGCUACAGGGGAGCCUCAUAGCUUAUACCCGCCGGGUGCAGGUUUCUCUUGGACCGGCCACAUAGUUCAAGCUCAACUUCCUGGAUUGAAUAAAGUGUCAAAGAAGGGAAAGGUUGUUCGAUCUGCUUACUGCAAAGUUUGUAAAGUUGACUGUAAUGGUCCGAGUGUAUUCGAGCAACAUAUAUUGGGGAAGAAACACCUGAAGAACUUGGAGAAAUUGAAAACAUGUUUACUGUCGUCAAACACAGAUUCUUUUUUGCCUGGACCAACAGUUGCGAUCCCUUUAAUAGGACCACAAGAAAACCCGUGUAAAAGCAAUGCUAGGAAGAAAGGUGCGGAAUCAACAACAGAAGAUCUAGAAACAAAGAGACGGAGAGUCGUGGAAUGUGGGGUAUCAAAUGAGUCGAUUAGACUGUGUAGAAUAUGCAACGUAGUUUGUAAUAGCGACACGGUUUACAAUGAUCAUUUGGACGGUCAGAAGCACGCCACUAAGGCAGCGAAGGCCCCUGUAAAUACCUAGACUCUUGGAUCUUAUUUCUAACAUUCAUU
Molecule: messenger RNA, 2074 nt
Organism: Arabidopsis arenosa
Lineage: Eukaryota; Viridiplantae; Streptophyta; Magnoliopsida; Brassicales; Brassicaceae
Source: the annotation of a GenBank genome assembly